This is a messenger RNA of Wyeomyia smithii (pitcher-plant mosquito), 653 nucleotides long. RefSeq lists its product as uncharacterized. The transcript is spliced from 2 exons. The record is from RefSeq and is a predicted model, not a curated record. Lineage: Eukaryota; Metazoa; Arthropoda; Insecta; Diptera; Culicidae. The coding region runs from base 88 to 636 and encodes 182 amino acids.
CGUUCAGUCAACUUCGCGCGCUCUCACUGAUUUGCUGGUGUCUCUAUAGCGGAAACAUUCCUUAGCUUUCCAGUAAAAAAUCAAACAAUGUCCACGGACUCCACCGCGUCAUCCGUGCCAUCGCGAAACGUCGAAAUCAAAGCUUCGAUUGGUGACGAGAAAGCAUUCCGCCGAAAGGUUUCCAUUGCGGAACAGCUCACCGGCAACGGCGGGGAAAUCAUCAAGCAGCACGACGUUUUCUUCAACGCCCAGAAGGGACGCCUGAAGCUGCGCUAUCUAGAGACCAAAAAAUCCGAGCUGAUUCAUUACUUUCGACCCGACGUCGGAGGCCCGAAGCUUUCCACCUAUCAUAAAAUCGAUCUUGACGAACCAAAGCUGAUGGAAACGAUACUGGCGGAAAGCGUUGGCAUCAAGGGAGAGGUCCGUAAAAGGCGCCAUUUGUUUCUACAUCAGCAAACCCGAAUUCACCUGGACGAUGUUGAGGGUCUGGGGUAUUUCUUGGAGUUUGAAGUUGGUCUAAAGCCGGACCAGACGGUGGAAGAAGGGACACGGAUUGCUAAUGACAUGCUGAAGCUGUUCGAAAUAGCUGACGGUGAUCUGGUUGAAGGCGCUUAUAUGGAUAAAUUGUUGAAAUAAAAGGCUUUUUUGGAUUA